AUGGCUUCUGGAUCCGACAGGGCCGCUGUCGUCUCCGGCGCCGACCUUGGCGAUGCGGCCAGGAGACGCAACAUCCCGGGCACGCCGCAGCAGGUUGGCGUUCCGCCCGUCCAGCCCGUUGAUGACAAGAAGAAGGCGAAGAAGCAGCCAUCGUUCCUUGAGGUUCUUGAUCAGUGGGAAUGGGUCAUUGCCCCGAUUGUCUUCACUGCCCUCGCCUUCUUUACCCGCCUCUACAAGAUUGGCCUUUCACCCAUUGUUACGUGGGACGAAGCUCACCAGCCCCCUGCCGGUAAGCUCCUCGUCGGCCUCAGCGGAUACCUCGCCGGUUACAAUGGAUCCUUCGAGUUCAAGUCGGGUGAGACCUACCCGCCCGAGAUCAACUACACCUUCAUGCGCCAGUUCAACGCCUUCUGGGGCGCCAUCUGUGUGCCGAUGGCCUACUGGACCGCCAAAGAGCUCAAUCUCAGGCGCGCUGCCGUCUGGCUUGUUACUCUCAUGGUCCUUUGUGAAAACUCGUACACCACCAUCAGCCGCUUUAUCCUUCUCGACUCGAUGCUGCUUUUCGGCACUGUUGCGACCACCCUCUGCUGGGCCAAGUUCCACGGCCAGCGCAGGAACAGCUUCGAGCCCGAGUGGUUUUUCUGGCUGUUCAUGACUGGCUUGAGCAUUGGUUUCGUCACCAGCAUCAAGCUGGUGGGCCUCUUUGUCACCGCUCUUGUUGGCCUAUACACCAUCGAGGACUUGUGGAACAAGUUUGGAGAUACCAAGAUGCCUGUGACCGAAUUGGCUGCUCACGUUGCUGCCCGCGUCGUCGGCCUCAUUGUCCUGCCGCUACUCGUCUAUCUGCUUAGUUUUGCUAUCCACUUCGCCGUGCUUACUAACAGCGGCCCCGGCGACGCUCAGAUGUCUUCGCUUUUCCAGGCCAAUCUCCGGGGCACUGAGGUCGGCAGGGACAGCCCGUUGGAGGUUGCUUACGGCUCGCUGGUUACCAUUAAGAACAUGGGCUACGGCGGCGGUCUUCUCCACUCCCACGUCCAGACGUACCCCGAGGGCUCCGGCCAGCAGCAGGUGACCUGCUAUCACCACAAGGAUGCCAACAACAACUGGUUCUUCUACCCCAACCGCGGUGACACCCCCUAUGACGCCGAGGCUGACCCUCGUUUCAUCGCUGAUGGCGAGGUCGUCCGUCUGCUCCAUGCCCAGACCGGCCGCAACCUGCACUCGCACCAGAUCGCUGCGCCUAUCACCAAGUCUCAAUGGGAGGUUUCGUCCUAUGGCAACGCCACCAUCGGCGACGCGAAGGACCACUGGAGGAUUGAGGUCGUCAGCGACGCCGCGUCUCGGGAUCGGAGCAAGGUUCGCACUCUUACCACCGGCUUCCGCCUAAAGCAUGAGGUUAUGGGCUGCUAUCUCCGCGCCGGCAACACCAACCUGCCCCAGUGGGGUUUCAAGCAAAUCGAGGUUACCUGCACCAAAGAGAACAACCCGCGCGACACCUACACGCACUGGAACAUUGAAUCGCAUAUCAACGAGAAGCUGCCCCCUGGUGACCCUGGCCAGUACAAGUCCCCCUUCCUGAAGGACUUCAUCCAUCUCAACGUUGCCAUGAUGACCUCCAACAACGCCCUCGUUCCCGACCCCGACAAGCAGGACGACCUAGCCUCCCAGUGGUGGCAGUGGCCGAUCCUGCACGUCGGCCUUCGCAUGUGCGGUUGGGAUGAUAAGAUCGUCAAGUACUUCCUUCUCGGAAACCCCCUCGUCUACUGGGGCUCGACCGCCGGCCUCGGCAUCUUCGCCCUGCUCGUUGUCUGGUACACGCUGCGCUGGCAGCGCGGCUACCGCGAGCUCUCGCAGCCCGAGAUCGACCAGAUCCACUACGCCGGCCUGUACCCGGUCAUCGGCUGGUUCCUGCACUACCUGCCCUUCGUCAUCAUGGCCCGCGUCACUUACGUCCACCACUACUACCCGGCGCUGUACUUUGCCAUCCUCACCUUUGGUUUCCUGUCCGACUGGUUCCUCCGGAACCGCAAGGCCGCCGUGCAGUGGGGUGUCUAUGCCCUGCUCGACGCGACCGUUAUCGGUCUGUACAUCUACUUCAUCCCCAUCUGCUGGGGCAUGACCGGAUCGAACAAGCAGUACGGCUACAUGAAGUGGUUCGACACCUGGCGGAUGUCGGAUGCCUGA
Messenger RNA from Chaetomium globosum CBS 148.51, 2184 nucleotides. RefSeq lists its product as uncharacterized. The record is from RefSeq and is a predicted model, not a curated record. Bases 1 to 2184 code for a protein of 727 amino acids. The transcript is spliced from 5 exons. Gene Ontology annotation, molecular function: dolichyl-phosphate-mannose-protein mannosyltransferase activity. Gene Ontology annotation, cellular component: endoplasmic reticulum; membrane. Gene Ontology annotation, biological process: protein O-linked glycosylation via mannose. Lineage: Eukaryota; Fungi; Ascomycota; Sordariomycetes; Sordariales; Chaetomiaceae.